AUGCAACUUCCUCCCACCGAAGUUCUUCUGACCUGGCCGACGCCGAACUAUACAAACCCUGCCACCCGUGGAAAUGCGGUACUCAUAGUGACCAUCAUUUGCUUGAUCUUAUCUACGCUCGUCACCAUUCUUCGAAUCUACACCCGGCUAAGAAUAACCUGUACAGCUGGGCUAGACGAUGUGCUCAUCAUCUUUGGUCUUGGCUUUGCAAUUGCCAUGGGCGCUGUAUUGUCUGUGGCAGAACAACAAUGGGGCUGGAACCGCCAUAUCUGGGACGUACCGCUAGAUUGGCUCCCGACGGUCUCGAAGCUGAAUCUCACCUUCCAAAUACUCUUCUCCUUGUCGUGCUCUAUAACCAAACUUUCCCUACUCUGGUUCUGCAGGCGGCUGCUCGGUGCUGGAAGCAAAGGUCUCUCUUCGCCUUAUAAUAUCGGGAUGAUAGUAGGCAUGGUUGUUGUGGGACUGUCCAGUGCGCUUUUUAUACUCUUUAGUAUAUUCCAGUGCCUUCCGAUUCAUGCCUAUUGGGACUUGGAGCCGCAGUACUCGUACCGGUGCCUCAAUGACGGAGCGAUCGUGUUCUCUGCCAGCGUCAUCAACAUCUUCACUGAUGUUCUCGUAACCAUCCUGCCAAUGCCUUUGAUCUGGAACCUGAAACUACCCACACGGCAGCGUGUUGCUGUGAUCUCUAUUUUCGCUUUGGGAAUCGUGGUCGAUAUUGCCGGAUCAAUUCGAACAGUCUAUGUUUGGAAGAGUAUGAUCGCGUCAUAUGACACUACAUGGGAAGGGUGGCCUGUUCUCCUCGCAGCAACGGUGGAAAUCAACCUUGGUUUGAUCUGCACCUCAGCUCCUGCGCUACGACCCUUGGUCACAUUCUUCCUUCCCCGCCUGCUCGGCUCUACCCACCGAUACGGUUCCAACCGCCAGAGUCGCUCCUUGAAGCUAUCCUGGAAAAUACGAUCAACAACAGAUGCGUCAAAACAAUCCAGAACUUCGCGCCAUUUCGCCUCCCAAGGGGAGACUCCAGCCGAACGACUAGAAGUGUUCCGCACAGUGGAGAUGAAAACAUACUCCGAAUCUCGCAAAGACCAGUCCAUCGGGAACGCCUAUGACAUAUCUACGGACCGCAACUACCCGAAGCAAGCGGACGAGAUACACCUAACCAACGGAAGUGGAAUCUUCCACGCCUCAUCCGCCAGCGAGAGAUCAAUAACCCCCCCUUCGCCCUCGGUCAGGAGCAUUCCGAGGGGUAUUCCCCCCCAGCCGGGCUAA
Messenger RNA from Aspergillus calidoustus, 1269 nucleotides. The record is from the annotation of a GenBank genome assembly. Lineage: Eukaryota; Fungi; Ascomycota; Eurotiomycetes; Eurotiales; Aspergillaceae.